AUGUCCAACAUUGACCCCGACCUCAUGGACAUUGUCCACGAAGACCCCCCCAAACCCGUCUCCCACGCCAACACCACCACCACCACCACCACCACUCACGACACUCACAAUAAUGACGACGACGACGACCCCAUCACCGCCAGCUACCAAGUCUUCCUCAACCCCGCCCUCCCCCUCGGCCGCCGCCUCCUCGUUCUCCAGCACCCCAACCGCACCGACAACACCCCUCGCCCUCCCCCGACCGAGCUGCGCCUGAAAGAACACUCGGGCAUGGUCGAGGUCGACAUGCCCCUCGACAACACCACCGCCUACGACCGCGAAAAGGGCCUCCGCUGGGGCCGCGCCCUGCAGAGCUCCAUGGCCGUCAAGAGCGGCGGCAGCCACGGCCUCGCGGGCGGCUUCGGCGUCGGCGCCGUCCAGCAGCGCGCCCCGCGCAAGAAGGGCGACGCCGACGCCGACGAGGACCUCGACUGGAACGAGGCCGUGCGCCAGGGCAAAGUGCUCAGCACCCAGACGCUGGGCGGGCAGUAUCCCGAGGCCGACGAGGUGCAGUACAUGGUCGGCGUCUUCCAAGGCAAACACCUCCAUCUCACCCCCGUGUCAAACCUCAUCCACCUCCGCCCCCAACUCCACCACAUCGACGCCGCCACCCAGCAGGAGCGCCAGUCCUCCGCCGCCGCCGCCGCCGCCGCAAACAAGGACGGCGCCCCGGCAACCACGUCCUCCGCCCGCGCCAUCCACAUGACCAUCAAGACCACCUCCGACGGCGCCGACGGCGUCUCCACCGAGACCAUGGCCGACCGCCUGCGCGCCGUCCAGACGGAGCCCUGGCGCAAGAUGCGCUACACCGACGAGAACGACGAGACGGCCUGGGACGUCUACAACGAGAGUUUGUUUCUCAGGCCCAGGGCGGAUCCGACGACGACGGGCGAGCAGCAGCAGCAGCAGGCGGAAGCCGAUCACGAUCUGGAGGAGCUCGUGCCUACGCUCGGCAAUAAGUGGGACGACACGCAGUUCCUCGAGUCCAUCAGCGGCAUCAAGAAGCCUCAACCCGUCCCUGAGCCGCCGGCGGCAGAACAAAAGAAGCCGGAACCUGCUGCUGCUGCUGCUGCUGCUGCUACUACUACUCUAGCUGAAGAGCAGCGCCAGCCUCCAAGAGCGACUCGUCCUAGGGCGGGUGCUGCCGCCGCGAUGGCUGCUCGGAGAGGUGGGCGGUCGUCAAAAGCGGCGUGA
Messenger RNA from Trichoderma reesei QM6a, 1233 nucleotides. RefSeq lists its product as uncharacterized. The record is from RefSeq and is a predicted model, not a curated record. Gene Ontology annotation, biological process: DNA-templated transcription. The coding region runs from base 1 to 1233 and encodes 410 amino acids. NCBI's taxonomy places the organism in Eukaryota, Fungi, Ascomycota, Sordariomycetes, Hypocreales, Hypocreaceae. Gene Ontology annotation, cellular component: RNA polymerase III complex; nucleus. The transcript has 2 exons.